AUGAAUGACGACCGAAAGGAGGAUAGGCAUCACUUUCGUUGGCUGUGGAUGGGGCUUUGGGUGCGUUGGCAGGCUGCUAAAUGGAAGCUGCCCUUGCCACGGUUGAUGGCUACUAUUGGGUUGUCAGCAUUGGCUUUGCCUGUGUUGUUUCAAUCCAUUCGUUGGUCGGGAAUCGCGAACAAUCGUGUCUUCUUGGAAGCGAAGGCAACUGAUGAUUCUCCUGCCAUCACCAAACCACAUCAUCGGGCAUUCCUUCUUCCAGACAAUUACAACAAACAUCGCAACAGCAACGAUGAAGAGUACUCGAUCCAACUAUACACGUACUUGGAUUCGCCACCGGUCGAACGUUUUAGGCUUUCUGGCCUCGAUGAGGAUGAAUUCGACGGGUCCCAAGAUCUGCAAUUGCAUCGAAACUUUCGAAACUAUUUCUAUUCGGCACUACGCAAUGGCUAUCAACCACCUAUCGUCAUCCGAGCAGACAAAGGGAAGAGUGCCUGGAAGGAUGGGCAACCCGAGUACCUGCGAUGGCAGGUUCGCAUGGAACAAUACCUACAGGUGGCACAACAAACUCAGCGCAAUGGAGGUAACAAGUCUCUCCUAUUGUUUUCAGACUCAUUGGAUGUCAUUGUCAUCUCACCUGUACAGCAAAUCUCCAGUGCAUUCCAAAGGAUUGCCCCACAAGCUGACAAGGCUAUCCUUUGUGCUGAACCUCUCUGUGACACAGUAUAUUGUAAAACAGAUAUGGCAGCCAAACAGUUUGUUGAUCAACAAGCACCAUCCCGGAAAAACAAAUUCCGAUACCUCAACGCCGGUGUGAUGCUCGGGACACCCCAAACACUUGUGUCUAUCUUUGAAUGGGUCUUGCCUUACAUGAAAGAACACAAGGUUGAUGAUCAGGCAGCCCUGGUCAAAUUUUGGCAGCAAAACCCUAACAAGAUCACACUUGACUAUGAGUCAGAGAUUUGUGGAAUCAUUUCUCCAGUGCCACAAUUCUUGGCACGAGACUGGGAUUACAGUCCUCUCAUAGAGGGCUUGUUGGACAGCAGUGCUGAUCAUGCUAAGCGGGCUCAUGAAUACGUACUCCAUGGUUUUGCGACAAAACAAGAUCAAGGCUUCAUGCGCAAGUAUUCCCACAAGCGACCAGGCCUCUUGCAUUUUGCGGGGGUCAAAUACCUUGAUGAAACUUACAAUAAACUUGCCAGGUACAAUCGUUGUCAGCAACACUUACUCCAUGUGUACAAUGUGCUGGGGAGAGUGCUCUUGAUGACAUCCCAAGAGGAUAAGGAAGUGCCCAGGGACAGUCGCAACAGCAUCAGUACAAAAUCUUUCCCACAAGAUCAUCAGCCGAAACCAGCAAAGCGCCGUGUGGUUGUUUCUUUGACAACGACUCCUCCCCGCAUCAAAGGCAUCUUGCCGGUAUUGCUCAGUCUCAAACGGCAAUCUAGGGUACCGGACGAGAUAUAUUUCAAUGUUCCGCAGUAUUCCAAGCGAUUCAAUCAAGAGUAUGUCGUUCCAAAAGCUCUUCAAAAGCUCUCGUGGUUGACCCUCAACAUGGACUGCGAAGAUUAUGGUCCCGCGACCAAACUCAUACCAACGCUAGAAAAAGAAACGGAUCCAGACACUCUGAUAAUCAAUGUGGAUGAUGAAUACAUCUAUCCGCCAGAUUUAGUCGAAUCACUUUUGCACCAACACCUUAAGGCACCCUACAUUGCCUUUGCCAACGCAGGGCAAAUGAUUGACACAGAUCACUUCUCGUCCACGGGUGUUCGAGUGCGUUCUGCAUGCCGUUAUGACACGAGUCAAUGGAAGAAGCAGUUGGCCGCUGUGGACAUACUGGAAGCAUUUCAAGGAGCAAUCUAUCGAAGGGAUUUUUUCUCACUCGAAUCAAUCAAGAACAUUCCCAGCAAUUGCUUGACAACGGACGAUAUUUGGAUUUCGGCAGAGCUUGCCAAGAAGGGGAUAACACGUGUUCGAAUUCCGUACACACAGAUUGACACAUUGGCAGAGGAUGCCAUGAGUGUUGACAAACUAGCACCACUCCGAGCUAACAAUGUGUUUGGAGAAUCCAAGAAUGACAGGUGUGCUUUGGAACUCCUUCCACAUUUCCAAAAAUCGUGGCGCCAAACAAUGCAGCGCAUUCCCAUGGGCUUUGAGUGGCUUGAUUAUCCCAAAGCGAUGCCCCAAAAUGCAUACUAUGAUGAAGAGUAUAAUGUCGAACGCGUCACUUCUCCCUGUUCCAUGCCAAUUGAAUGA
Molecule: messenger RNA, 2253 nt
Organism: Seminavis robusta
Lineage: Eukaryota; Bacillariophyta; Bacillariophyceae; Naviculales; Naviculaceae
Source: the annotation of a GenBank genome assembly